Messenger RNA from Fomitopsis serialis, 1764 nucleotides. Its product is annotated as fumble-domain-containing protein. Gene Ontology annotation, molecular function: pantothenate kinase activity; ATP binding. Gene Ontology annotation, cellular component: nucleus; cytosol. The coding region runs from base 64 to 1425 and encodes 453 amino acids. Gene Ontology annotation, biological process: coenzyme A biosynthetic process. The transcript has 6 exons. The record is from RefSeq and is a predicted model, not a curated record. Lineage: Eukaryota; Fungi; Basidiomycota; Agaricomycetes; Polyporales; Fomitopsidaceae.
CGCGUCCCGCCCUGGCCAGUCAGGGCUUCCGAAUUGCUGCAGCAGUACACCGGUGCGAGGAGGAUGUCGGGGCCAACGCUGCCUGGCGCGAAGGCGAUCCAUGUCGACACCCGCGGGGCACUCAUACUGGACGAGGAGUCACCCGACUACGCCUCUUUCGUUCACUCGCAUGCUGACCUUUGCCUCCAGAUUGGUGGCUCGCUGGCAAAAGUAGUCUACUUCACCCGCUCCCCGGAACCGCCAAAGUCACCGUCAGUAGCGGCUACGCGGGGCUCGGGCUCGAGCGCCGCCAGCGACCUCUCCUCCCCCAUCUCAUCUUCACCACCCCGAGAUACCCCCGUCUCUGGCUCUCCAACCUCGAGCGCAAAGUACAACGCAAAACUCAACGGCGCACUCACACCAGCGGUGCUCGAGAACGGCCAUGCAAGCCCGCCCGCACCCGAGCACCCCCUCCUCGACCACCGCUUCCUGCAGGGCUCGCUUCUCCGGCGAGCGUCCGUGCAGCACUUUCCCGGCGGGCAGCUGAACUUUGAGCGGUACGAGACGGAGCACAUCGACGCGUGCGUCGAGUUCAUCCAGGGGCUCAUCGAGCACAGCGCCGCGCUCAACGGCGUGCCCAUCGCGGAGAUGCGGCGCUCCGUCAAGAUCAUGGCGACGGGCGGGGGCGCGCACAAGUUCCACGAGCUCUUCGGGCAGGAGCUGUGCGUCGAGGUGCGGCGGGAGGACGAGAUGGAGUGUCUGAUCGAGGGCCUCAAGUUCAUCACGCUCAUCCCGGACGAGGUGUACUACUUCUCCGACGAGCUCAUCGACGCGGUGUCGCACCCGGGCGGCACCCUCGAGCGGCCGAGCCCGAACCCGCCCAAGUACGCGGUGACGUUCGUGCAGGACCCGACGCCGCAGCUGCCGUGCCUGCUGGUGAACAUCGGCUCGGGCGUGUCGAUCAUCAAGGUGGACGAGGACGGCACGUACGAGCGCGUGAGCGGGACGAAGAUCCUCGAGCUGUCCGAGAAGGGCGACAACUCCAAGGUGGACAUGCUCGUCGGGGAUAUCUACGGGUCGGACUACAGCAAGCUCGGGCUGAAGUCGACUAUGAUCGCGAGCUCGUUCGGCAAGGUGUUCAAGAACCGCGAGCAGAAGGGCACCUUCACGCCGGAGGACAUUUCGAAGAGCCUGCUGUACGCGGUAUCGAACAACAUCGGGCAGAUAGCCUACAUGAACGCGGAGAAGUACAACCUCGAGCGCAUCUACUUUGGGGGCUUCUACAUCCGGGGCCAUGCGGCGACUAUCAGCACAUUGUCGUACGCUAUCAGGUUCUGGAGCAAGGGCACCAAGCGCGCGAUGUUUCUUCGGCACGAGGGCUUCCUCGGUGCGAUAGGAGCGUGGAUCAAGAACAUCGGAGAAGAGCAAGAAGAAGUGUCGAUGUGAUGCUUGUGCCUCGGCGGUUCCCAUGUCAGGGAGAGUUAAGUACAUGGUAUCUAGGAGUCAAAUUUAUCGGUGGGACAAUGAAACCUCUGUACAGUAGACGCACGUACCUUACAUUCUGCGACUGUCCGGACGUGUCCCUGGCUGACACAUGUGCGAAGGCGACACACGCCACUUUGUCUCGUCUCGGUGGUUCGAAGAGCAUAUUCGAGACAGAGCAGAUCGGAUCAGUGUACUGCGUAACGGCAUCGGACGCACUGGCUGAAUCUGGGCGGCUACAGCGGAUGACCGGGACGCAAGGAGCUAACCUGAGUGCACUGGAGCUGUGGGAGUCAGGACGUG